AUGGGGCCAGCCUCUCCGCCACCUGCCGCGGGCCUCCUGUGGCUACUAGCGCUAGGGGGGGGUUUCCUGGGAACCGCCCAGGCCUGUGUCCUCUGCCACCUCUCAGAACGUGACUUGUUGGGCCGCCUGGCUCGACUCUGUAGCCAGGUGGAGACUCGCUGGAAGAACUGUGAGGCUUCCUGGAACUUCCCGGCCUUUGCCUUAGAUGAGGUGUCCGUGAACAAAGUCAUAGAGAAGACUCACAGAGUCCUGAGGGUCAUGGAGAUCAAAGGGUCUCCCUCAUCACUCCCUUUAUAUUGGCAAUGGCUGCAGAAGGUCAAGCUUCCGGAGUACACUGGGGAAGCUCUCUGUGCUCCUGCCUGCCGGGGCAGCACCGUCUUGUACAACUGUUCCACCUGCGAGAGCUUCCCUGCACACUGCUGGCCUCGGAAGCGCUGCCUCCCAGGAAGCCACGAUCUCCGGGAGGCCAGGAUCCUGCUCCUCUCGGUCUUCACAACUGUCCUGCUCCUGGGCCUCCUGAGCCUCGUGGUGGAGUCCAGACACUUCAAAGCAAAAAGUGACAUGUGAAGGCAGUGACGGCCUCCCAGCCCCCACGUCUCUUGGAAGGGACCCGCCAGCCCCUUACUCCCAAUCCCAAAGGCUCAGCCUUCCAGACCCCGAAAUCCAGCCGUCUCCGUGAUCCCAGAGUCAGAUGGCCUCCAGGGACCCAGGGACCCACAGCUGGAAAGUUCCUGCCCUCCAGCCCUCAACUAAUGAGACAGGAGCCGUCACUGAUUCCAGGAAAAUGUCUACGGAAGGAAAGAAUCCCUUACACACACACACACACACACACACCGCCGCUCUCACACCCCUUUCUGCCUAUUCUCGGAAAGCGGGGGCCGUCUGCCCCAGAAGCUACUCUUGGCCCUCCCAUGACUGAUUGGGAAUCCGGGAAUGAGGGUUCUGGAAAACUCCCUCCCUUCAGAGUUGCGACCACAUCAGUCAGCCUGCUGGCAUGCUGUCCCUCCAUUUAGCAUUGUGAAGCAUUGGCCUCCCACAGAGGCCUCCCUCCUGCCAAGAUCAAGUAAACCUGCUCUUAACUGGCCUCCA
Molecule: messenger RNA, 1089 nt
Organism: Suricata suricatta (meerkat)
Lineage: Eukaryota; Metazoa; Chordata; Mammalia; Carnivora; Herpestidae
Gene: TMEM95
Product: transmembrane protein 95
Biological process (GO): fusion of sperm to egg plasma membrane involved in single fertilization
Cellular component (GO): sperm plasma membrane; acrosomal membrane
Source: RefSeq, a predicted model, not a curated record